AUGACGGAAGCAACCUUGUGGUGGUGUCCAACAACCCGUCUGACGUGGUUGCUGCGGAUAGCGACGGUGCCGUUCUGCCGUCUGAGGGUGAGAGGCUCAACAUUCUCUUCUGAGGAGAUUUUUGGAGAGGUCCCGCUUGAUCUUGACCGAGAAUAAGUGUUGUUCAAAAAACCCAAUUUAAUCAAUUCUAACAGUAGUAAAAGCAGGAAACCUUCACACUGCAGUUAUCAAUAAAAAGCAGACAGCAGGCUUGCCUCUUUUUUCA
Messenger RNA from Chondrus crispus (carragheen), 265 nucleotides. RefSeq lists its product as hypothetical. Lineage: Eukaryota; Rhodophyta; Florideophyceae; Gigartinales; Gigartinaceae. The transcript has 2 exons. The record is from RefSeq and is a predicted model, not a curated record. The coding region runs from base 1 to 156 and encodes 51 amino acids.